CUUGUCGGUGCAUUGUGGGAAGACUUCCGUUGAUGCGCACGCCUAAUCAGUGUUUUGGGAAGCAAAGAAAAUUUUUCGAUGCUCUGAAGAUGAGCCUCUGUCACCAAACUCAUUCCUUGUUGUAAAGAAAGAAAAAAUGCUGUUUUCGCCAUAAAUCCAAGGCUACCAGUGCCUGGAUGAAAUUAAUCCUCAAUUCUCAGAAAUAAGUCAGCGACAAGACCUGCGAAGAAAGUUACAAUGACGCCAGGAGCCCAAACAGCCUUGCACACGUUCUCUUACUGAGUUGAAAUGAACCAUAGUGGGCAGUUAGGCCAGUUCCCGCCCCAGCUAGACCCCGGGGGGAAUACGGCCACUGGUCAGUUUCAGACUUUGGACGCAGGGACUAACACCGGUCAACAUCUCCGGCCUCUAGAGAUUGGAGGUGGUACUGGUCAGUUCCGUCAACUGGACACUGCUGUUGUGAACAGGCGAGGCGGUCAGUUCCAGACGCUGGACACCAUGAAUCACACCAGCGGCAGCGGUCAGUAUCAUGUGGUUGACCAGAGGGUGGUCAUUACAGCCCCACAGAUAGCCACUGCGGUGGACACUUCCCUAGGUGUCAGCACAGAAGUGAAGUCAGGUCUGAUGUUACCCAAAGGUUUAGAUGAUCUCCCUUCUGCACAAGAGAUGCCUCGAGAAAGACACCGAUGGAACACCAAUGAGGUGAGCACACUGUGGACUACACUAUGUGCCUUUUAUUUUGACUUGUAA
Lingula anatina is the source of this 750-nucleotide messenger RNA. Its product is annotated as calmodulin-binding transcription activator 2-like. The record is from RefSeq and is a predicted model, not a curated record. Lineage: Eukaryota; Metazoa; Brachiopoda; Lingulata; Lingulida; Lingulidae. Gene Ontology annotation, molecular function: double-stranded DNA binding; transcription coregulator activity; protein binding. Gene Ontology annotation, cellular component: nucleus. Gene Ontology annotation, biological process: regulation of transcription by RNA polymerase II.